Monoraphidium neglectum is the source of this 882-nucleotide messenger RNA. RefSeq lists its product as hypothetical. The transcript is spliced from 5 exons. The record is from RefSeq and is a predicted model, not a curated record. The coding region runs from base 1 to 882 and encodes 293 amino acids. NCBI's taxonomy places the organism in Eukaryota, Viridiplantae, Chlorophyta, Chlorophyceae, Sphaeropleales, Selenastraceae.
AUGCUCACAGGAUUUGCCCAGCGGCUGUUCCGCGCGCUGACGGCGAUGGAUUCCGACAACUACCCGGAGACCUGCCACCAAAUUUUCAUCGUCAACAACAGCGCGGCAUUCAGCGCGAUCUGGCGGAUGGUGAAGGUGUUUGUUGACCAGGGGACGCGCGACAAGGUCAAGGUCCUGGGCAGCGGCAACCCGAUGCUGGUGGCCCUCCUUCAGGAAUUCGACGCCGCCCAAAUCCCAUCGUUCCUGGGCGGCGCCCUCGAUUACGACGAGCGGCGGCGGCAGUGGAUGGAGACGAUGGACCUCGCAAUGGCGGAGGCCGCGGCGGCGGCGGCGGCGCGGGCGGCCAAGGCCCCAGCAGGCGGCGGCGGCGGCAGCGGCGCGGUCAACGGGUUUGACCGGAUGCCGCCGCCCGUGCGCACGAGCGUGGCCGCGUCGCAGCGGUCGGAGAGUGUGGAUGAUGCGGACGGGUUUGCCACGCCGGUGUCUGCAGCCUCGAGGAUCAGCAGCGCCAUGUCUGUGUAUUUUGACGCGAUAGACCACAGCUCACCAUCCGUCACCUCCACGCCCGGCCAGCCGUCGUCCGCCGCGCCGGCCGGCUCCGCGGCAAGCGGAGAGUCCCCCGGCGGCUCCCCGCCCGCGCCGGGCACGGCCGGCGCGGCGCUGCCGCCGCCGGUGCUCGCGGGCGGCGGCGGGUCGCCGGGGGUGCGGGGCGGCGGGGGGUCGCCUGGGGGGAGGGGCGGCGGCGGGUUUGAUGCGCCGCUGCCGCAGUACCACCCCCAGACCUCCCACCACGUGCAGCGGGCGUCGACGCUGACAGCAGUGCCUUCAGGGGAGCUGCCUCCUGGGACCGAGCCGCAGCCCAAGUGCUGCGUGAUCAGCUGA